Coffea eugenioides is the source of this 3699-nucleotide messenger RNA. Its product is annotated as putative disease resistance protein RGA1. NCBI's taxonomy places the organism in Eukaryota, Viridiplantae, Streptophyta, Magnoliopsida, Gentianales, Rubiaceae. The transcript has a single exon. Bases 1 to 3699 code for a protein of 1232 amino acids. The record is from RefSeq and is a predicted model, not a curated record. Gene Ontology annotation, biological process: defense response to other organism. Gene Ontology annotation, molecular function: ADP binding.
AUGGCUGAAGCUGCACUCAGUUGUGUUAGUGUGAUCUUGAAUAAGAUACUUCCACUUGCUGCCAACGAGAUCAGCCGGGCAUGGGGUGUAAAGAAAGACCUUCAGAAGCUCUCCAAGAAAGUAGAGAUGAUGGAAGCUUUGAUUUCUGAUGCUAAAUGCAAGCAAUCAACAAGCAAAGCCGUGCAGCUGUGGCUCAAAAGGCUCCAGUCCAUAGCACGUGAUGCUGAGAUCGUGUUGGAUGACUUUGGAUAUGAAGUUCUGCGGCACAAGGUUGAGAAUCGGAAGCGCGACAAGGUACGCAACUUCUUUUCUUCCUCAAAUCCUAUUUCCUUUCGUCUAGAGAUGGCUAACAAGAUCAAGAAUGUUAGCGCAUCUCUAGAGGAAGCUUACAGGGAAGCAAAUAAGAUAGGGCUUCAUCCAGUUCAGCUAACCAUGGCAUCUGCUGAUCACAAAGAGGAUCGGUUGACUGUUCCUUUUGUGGAUGAGUCAGAAAUGGUGGGAAGGGAAGUUGAGGUAUCUCGAGUUGUAAGCAUGCUAAUUAGCUCAGACUAUAAGAAGGAUUUACCUGUCAUCUCAAUAGUUGGGAUGGGUGGCCAGGGUAAAACAACCCUUGCACAGAUGGUGCUAAAAAAUGACAGUGUAGCGAAGCAUUUUGAUAAAAAAAUAUGGGUUUGUGUGUCUGACGAUUUCAGAGUGGAAAGGCUGUUGAAUGAGAUGCUACAAUCCCUCGAGGGAAAAAGUGCUGAGAAGACAAACAAGGAAACAUUGGUGAGGAAGCUUCAAGAGAAUUUGAAAGGAAAAAGUUACUUGCUUGUGCUUGAUGAUAAUUGGAAUGAGAAUCGAGAGAAAUGGGAUGGCAUGAGGAUAUGUUUGUUGGCAAUUGGGGGUGCUCCAGGAAGCAAAAUAUUGGCUACCACACGUAGCGAUGAGGUAGCCUCAGCAAUGCAAACAUCUGGUUUGCAUCAUCUAGACAUCCUCUCAGAUGAUCAUAGCUGGAUGUUGUUUGAAAAACUAGCUUUUGCAGACAGUGGUGCAACAAAGACUCAAGAUUUGGUGGACAUUGGCAGAAGGAUACUGAAAAAGUGCGGCGGCGUGCCAUUAGCGAUCAAAGUGAUUGGGGGUUUGUUGUAUUCCAAAAAGGAUGCCUCGGAAUGGUUGACGAUCGAGAAGAGUGAAAUAUGGAACAAGUCGACCAAUAUUGCAAAUGGAGUCAUUUCUGUCCUGAAACUGAGUUACGAGAACUUACCUUCAUGGUCAGUGAAACAAUGCUUUGCAAGUUGUUCCAUCUUCCCGACGGACACUGACAUGGAAAAAGAAAGCUUGAUACAGAUUUGGAUGGCCCAGGGAUUGAUUAAUGAUGCCAAGGGAGGAGGAGGUCAUAUGCAAAUGGAGGAUAUAGGCAGUGACUAUUUCAACAUAUUGCUUCGGAGUUCUUUGUUGCAAGCUAGUUCUUGGAAUUCCAUUUACGGAAUCAAGCGCUGCCGGAUGCACGACCUUGUGCAUGAUCUUUCACUGCAAGUGUCAAAUAAUCGUUUCUUCGAUACAGAGGAUGGCAUGGAAGUCAGUCAUCAUGAUGAAGUUAUGCAUUUGACCAUCAUUGGGAGUCAAGGGAAGGUGUUAAAGAAUAUCGAAGGGAUUCCUCCAAAUUUGCAAACGCUUUAUUAUCGUGGGGGUGAUGGUAGUACGCUCGAAGACAUCUUGGAAAGGUCUAGAUACCUUUGUGUGUUAAAAGUAGACUGCUGGGAUGUUACUCAUCUCCCGAAUGCAGUAGGUAAUAUGAAACAUUUAAGACAUCUUGAUAUUCGUCUAACUGAAAUCACCGCUCUGCCAGAUUCCGUCACAAAGCUCUACAAUUUGAUGACCUUGAAAGUGUAUUACUUGACAGAGAUACCUAAGAAGUUUAGCAAUUUAGUUAACUUAAGGCAUCUCGAGUUUUCCGAGCUUAGUUUGGAUGGGUCCAUAUGUUUGUUCCCUGGAAUCGGACAGCUGGCUAAUCUUCGAACGUUGCCCUACUUCAGGGUAAGCCAAGACAAGGGAUGUCAACUUGAGGAGUUGGAACACUUGCGCAACCUCCUCGGAGGUGAGUUGAGAAUAUUUGGACUUGAGAAUGUGAGCGGCUUUGAAUCAGCAGCAAAAGCAAAGUUGUCCAAAAAAUCAAGCAUUCGAGGUUUAAGACUUUCAUGGGGCGAUACAAAUGAAGAUUGUGAUGACAACAAUAUCGACAGUGUCAUGGAAGGUCUCCAACCUCACCCAGACUUGAAAAGUUUAGCCAUUAAUGGUUUCAAAGGUUCAAGGUUUCCGUCGUGGAUGGUGGCAAAGGAUCACUUGAUGGUACUCCUUCGGAAUCUGGUAUACAUCGAGUUGAGAGGAUUGGGUAAGUGUGAACAAGUACCACCACUAGGGGACUUGCCUUGUCUCGAGUCCUUAUGGAUGGAGUCCUUACACAAUGUGAAGCGCAUUGGGGCUGAAUUCUAUGGUCUCGAUAUUAAUGCAAGGAGCAGCGCUUCUUGUAGCAGCAGUAGCAGAGAGGCGAAACCAAUCACUCUGUUUCCUAAACUGUCGCGUUUUGUUUUGGAGAAUAUGGGAAGUCUGGAGGAGUGGUCAGAUGCAAUGGUUCCCUCGGAUUCUUCUUCAUCAAUUAAGGUAUUCCCUAAUCUCCGGUACUUGAGAAUCGAAGGGCUCCCCAAGUUGGCUGUUUUACCAGAUAUGGAGAACUUGACGUCUCUUAAGGAGUUACAGAUACGGAGAUGCGAAAGUUUGGCUUGUAUAAGGAAUUUGAAUAGCCUUACAUCUCUCGAAUCCUUAUAUUUAGAUGACUGCCCUGCUCUUGAAUCCUUAUGCUUGGAGAGCUUGACAUCUCUUGCGGAGUUAAGGAUAUCGGAAUGCGGAAGUUUGGCUUGUAUAAGGAAUUUGAAUAGCCUUACAUCUCUCGAAUCCUUAUAUUUAGAUGACUGCCCUGCUCUUGAAUCCUUAUGCUUGGAGAGCUUGACAUCUCUUGCAGAGUUAAGGAUAUCGGAAUGCGGAAGUUUGGCUUGCCUAAGUAAUUUGAAUAGCCUUACAUCUCUCGAAUCCUUAAUCUUAAGUGAUUGCUCUGCUUUAUUAGAUGCUUCUCUAGAUAUGAAAAACCCCCAAUCCCUGCGUACUCUAAGCAUCUCAGGAUGUGAUAAGUUGAAUCCUUCGUUGAGUAAUAAUCUUGAGAAGUUCACAUCGCUCGAGCAUUUGACGAUCGUUUCUGAUGACCCUGGUUGUUGGCCAAUUAUGGUUCUCCACCAUCUGGCCAACCUCAGAUCGUUGGGGCUCGGUGGCUUCUCUGACGACCUUGAUCAUUUCCCGUGGCCACACUCCACCACCAAUCUCGUCUCUCUGGAGCGUCUUGAAUUGCGUGGAUGGCCAAAAAUCACGUCUCUCCCAGACCAAAUUCAGCAUCUCUCUACCUUGAGGACGUUCGAGAUACGGAAGUUUGGGGGGUUGGAAGUUCUUCCAGAGUGGAUGGGUAGCCUUCGGAAUCUUGGACAAUUGGGGAUUGUUGAUUGCUCUAACCUCAGACAAUUGCCCUCUGCAGAAGCAAUACGACGCCUCACCAAUUUAAAUUAUCUAUAUAUUGCGGGGUGUCCUCUUUUAGCAGAGAGAUGCACCAAAGGAAGUGGCGCAGAGUGGCCCAAGAUUGCACAUAUUCCUCAAUUUUAUAUCUAUCCUUAG